GAGCUGUAGAGCUGUUCAAACCUCCUAUAAAAGCAGCUUUUCAGUAGCUCGCCUCAGAGGCACACACAGAGAGUGAGACAGCCCUCCAUUGGAAGACAGGAACAUCAUGAAUUAUCUCACUGCUGUGCAACAUUAGAUUUUAAUUAUUUACUCUCAUUUACAAACCAUAAUUUAAUCUAUCUUUAAACCAAGCUCAAAUUUUUAUUUGACAAACACAAAAGAAAGAAAAUGAGGGGAAUGCGUCAUGAUGAUGUCCCAGACGACUUCUGGAUUCCUGUCCCUCUGGACACCAAUAACAUCACAGCCCUCAGUCCGUAUUUGGUCCCACAGGACCAUUUAGGAAGCAAGGCGCUUUAUUAUUCAUUGUCAGCGUUCAUGUUCGUGUUGUUUGUGUGUGGUACGACCAUCAAUGUCCUCACCAUUGCAUGUACUAUUCAAUACAAGAAGCUCCGCUCUCACCUGAACUACAUCCUGGUCAACAUGGCCGUGGCAAACCUCAUUGUUUCUUCUGCGGGCUCUUUCACCUGCUUCUACUGUUUUGCCAACAGAUACAUGGCUCUUGGUGUUUUGGGCUGCAAGAUUGAAGGAUUUUCUGCUACUCUUGGUGGAAUGGUGAGCCUUUGGUCUCUUGCUGUGAUUGCAUUUGAAAGAUGGCUGGUUAUCUGCAAACCACUCGGGAACUUUGCCUUCAAGUCGGAGCAUGCUUUGUUCUUCUGUGCUCUUACUUGGUUCUUUGCUUUGUGCGCUGCAGUUCCUCCUUUGGUCGGAUGGAGCAGGUAUAUCCCAGAGGGCAUGCAAUGUUCCUGUGGACCAGACUGGUAUACAACAGGCAACAAGUACAACACUGAGUCCUAUGUGCUGUUCCUCUUCUGCUUCUGCUUUGCCGUCCCUCUCUCCAUCAUCGUCUUCUGCUAUUCACAGCUGCUCUUCACAUUAAAAUCAGCAGCAAAGGCCCAGGCUGAGUCUGCCUCCACCCAGAAGGCAGAGAAGGAGGUGACCAGGAUGGUGGUCGUCAUGGUGCUGGGCUUCCUGGUGUGCUAUGUGCCAUAUACCUCCUUUGCUCUUUGGGUCGUCAACAAUCGUGGACAGACGUUCGAUUUGAGAUUCGCCACCAUACCAUCCGUUUUCUCAAAGGCCUCCACUGUCUACAAUCCUGUCAUUUAUGUCCUCCUGAAUAAGCAGUUCCGUUCAUGUAUGAGGAAAAUGUUGGGAAUGAGUGGAGGCGACGAAGAGGAGUCAACUACUCAGUCUCAAUCUGUCACUGAAGUCUCCAAAGUCGGACCAUCCUAGGCCGUUAGCCUAUCUUGAAUCAGUGCAAAUGGAAAUAGAAGCACGGAUGAUUUAUGCUACAAAUGUAUUUUUACAGUUCUUAGAGAUAGGAUUUUGCACAGAAAAAUGUUUAAAAAAAAGAAAAAAAUCAUAUGAUGAGAUAAUCUCUGUACAGAACCAUGAACAUAAAACACAUAUGUUUAGUCAGACCUAAAAAUAUGUGUUUUUCUUGUCAAGCAGACAAAUGAGGUCAAUGA
This is a messenger RNA of Nothobranchius furzeri (turquoise killifish), 1526 nucleotides long. It is a transcript of the gene opn1sw2, whose product is annotated as opsin 1 (cone pigments), short-wave-sensitive 2. The record is from RefSeq and is a predicted model, not a curated record. Gene Ontology annotation, molecular function: G protein-coupled photoreceptor activity. Gene Ontology annotation, biological process: visual perception; G protein-coupled receptor signaling pathway; cellular response to light stimulus. Gene Ontology annotation, cellular component: photoreceptor outer segment; plasma membrane. Lineage: Eukaryota; Metazoa; Chordata; Actinopteri; Cyprinodontiformes; Nothobranchiidae.